AUGAUAGAGAUGAUCUAUGAUCGUCUCGAUUUCAUAGAGAAACUCCGGUUCACAUCCAUUUGUGUUUCUUGGAGAAAUGCUGUUCCAGAGUUCACUAGGUAUCGUCUUCAGAAGCUUAUUCCAUGGCUACUCUUCUCCCAUGAUACAGAAACCAGAGAAAUUGGUUUCUUAAACCUCGUCCCAGAAAAUAUGAUUCACCUAGUAAGGAUACCGCAAAUCGAUUUGAAUCUGUGUCGAGGUUCUAUACAAGGAUGGUUGUUCAUAUUUUCUAAUUCAAGAGAUGGCCAAUGUUUCCUAUUUAAUCCAUUCUCUAAAGUCCAAAUUGCACUUCCACCUUUCAUUCUCCGACCUUGGCAAUCUGUUUUUAAGGUGAUCUUGUCUUCCAAUCCAAAAACUAAUGAAGAUUGGAUGGUUGUUGCUUAUAUACCCAAACAUGAACUACUCUUCUACAAAUCUGGAGAUAAGUCAUGGUCUAUUGGACCAACAAAGAGCAAAGUUGCAUUUUCUUAUGGUGAUGGAGAUAUCAUAUCUUGUGGUGGAGAUCAGGUCUAUGCGCUUGGCCUGUCAAAGACACUUUGGGUUUUUGAUAUGAGAACUCAUGAACAUAUCCUCAUUGGUGGUGGUGUAUCACCAUUAUAUGAUCUUUAUCAAAGUGACGAAUCCAUAGAUCGCAAUGGCGAUGGGUAUAUAUGUUACCUAGUUGAAUCAAAUAGACAAUUGUUUAUGAUUGCAAGGUUCCUGAAGAAUGUUGGGAUGAAUAGUUACCAUUAUACAACCUACAAGUUUCUGUUCUACAAGAUGAAAAAGAAUAACAAUAAAGAGCUUAGGAUGGACUAUGCGUGGGUCAGACAAUCAAGUUUGGGGGCUGAUCGAGCACUUUUUCUUAGCAGAGUUGGUUCCAAAUUUGUCUCAACCACUGAAAACCCUGAAAUCCACAAUAACUCUAUUUACUUUACAAACGAUUUAGAUCCUCGUACAGGUAAGCCUUGCGAUAUUGGGAUCUACCAUGUUGAGGAUGAUCUUAUUGAACCCUUUAUUGUGUUUGACGACCUCUAUUCUCUAAAGUUCCCUUCAGUUUGGGUUACACCCUCAGUAUGA
Molecule: messenger RNA, 1098 nt
Organism: Macadamia integrifolia
Lineage: Eukaryota; Viridiplantae; Streptophyta; Magnoliopsida; Proteales; Proteaceae
Exons: 1
Coding region: 1-1098 (365 amino acids)
Source: RefSeq, a predicted model, not a curated record